Capsicum annuum is the source of this 2088-nucleotide messenger RNA. RefSeq names its product EIN3-binding F-box protein 1-like. NCBI's taxonomy places the organism in Eukaryota, Viridiplantae, Streptophyta, Magnoliopsida, Solanales, Solanaceae. Gene Ontology annotation, cellular component: SCF ubiquitin ligase complex. Gene Ontology annotation, molecular function: protein binding. The record is from RefSeq and is marked provisional. Gene Ontology annotation, biological process: SCF-dependent proteasomal ubiquitin-dependent protein catabolic process.
CUUGGUUGUGAUUUUCUUGGUUCAAAGUUUGAUCUUUCUUGCUUUACAUUUUGAGUUUUCUCAACAAGAAGAACAGUCAUGCCUGCUCUUGUUAAUUACAGUGGUGAUGAUGAGUUGUAUUCUGGCGGAUCAUUUUGUUCUGCAGAUUUGGGUCUCAUGUUGUCUUUGGGUCAUGCUGAAGUUUACUGUCCUCCUAGGAAGAGGUCGCGCAUUUCUGGCCCGUUUGUUGUUGAAGACCGAUCAAAGGGUCCAUCUCUCGAUGAUCUUCCCGAUGAAUGCCUAUUUGAGAUCCUCAGACGAUUGCCUGGAGGCCGUGAAAGGGGUGCAGCGAGUUGUUUGUCUAAGCGUUGGCUUAUGCUGUUGAGUAGCGUCCGGAGCUCUGAAAUUUGUAGGAGCAAGAGCUAUACCAAUCUAAAUGACUCAACAAUGAUCUCUAAAGAUGAAGAUCUUGAAGUUGAAUGCGAUGGAUACCUUACUAGGUGUGUGGAAGGGAAGAAAGCUACUGAUGUUAGACUUGCUGCUAUUGCAGUUGGGACUUCUACCCGCGGAGGACUAGGAAAGCUUUCUGUCCGAGGGAGUAACUCAGUUCGUGGUAUCACUAAUGUUGGUCUAUCCGCGAUCGCGCAUGGUUGCCCUUCUCUCAGGGUCCUAUCAUUGUGGAAUGUUCCUUGUAUUGGAGAUGAAGGUCUCUUGGAAGUUGCAAGGGAAUGCCGUUCAUUAGAAAAGCUAGAUCUAAGCCAUUGCCCUUCAAUCUCCAACAGGGGUCUUGUCGCAAUAGCAGAGAAUUGCCCGAGCUUGACUUCGUUGACAAUUGAAUCUUGUCCCAAUAUUGGGAACGAGGGCUUGCAAGCUAUUGGAAGAUGUUGCAACAAACUACAGUCUCUUACAAUUAAGGACUGUCCACUUGUUGGGGAUCAGGGAAUUGCCAGUAUUCUGUCAUCGGGUGCUUCAAUGUUGACAAAAGUGGAACUACACUGUCUAAACAUCACAGAUUUCUCCCUUGCAGUCAUUGGUCACUAUGGCAAGCAGAUUACUAAUCUGUGUCUUAGUUCACUUCGUAAUGUGAGUCAGAAGGGAUUUUGGGUCAUGGGUAAUGCCAAGGGUCUCCAGUCUCUGGUUUCUUUGACAAUCACCCUAUGCUGGGGAGCCACAGAUGUCGGUCUUGAAGCAGUUGGAAAGGGUUGCCCAAAUCUUAAACGUAUGUGCAUUCGCAAGUGUUGCAUUGUUUCCGACUGCGGAGUUGUUGCUUUCGCUAAAGAGGCUGGAUCUCUUGAGUGCUUAAACUUGGAGGAGUGCAACAGGAUUACCCAAAUAGGUAUCCUUAACGCAGUUUCAAACUGCAGGAAGUUAAAGUCUCUUUCCCUAGUGAAGUGCAUGGGAAUCAAGGAUCUAGCUCUACAAACUUCCUUGUUGUAUCCAUGUGAAUCUCUUCGGUCCUUGUCUAUCCGAAGCUGUCCAGGGUUCGGGAGUACUAGCUUAGCUAUGAUUGGUAAGCUCUGCCCUAAGCUGCAUAAAUUAGAUCUCAGCGGGCUCUGUGGAAUAACCGAUGCUGGUCUUCUCCCACUCUUGGAGAGCUGUGAAGGACUUGUUAAGGUGAAUCUUAGUGACUGCCUGAACUUGACAGAUCAAGUGGUGCUCUCGUUGGCUGCACGACAUGGCGAGACCCUUGAAUUGCUGAAUCUUGAUGGAUGCAGGAAGGUUACGGAUGCAAGUUUGGUGGCAAUUGCAGAUAAUUGCUCAUUACUUAAUGAUCUUGAUGUUUCUAAGUGUGCAAUAACUGAUUCUGGUGUAGCUGCUUUAUCCCGUGGAGUGCAAGUGAAUUUGCAGGUCCUUUCUUUAUCUGGUUGCUCCAUGGUAUCAAACAAGAGUGUCCCUUCUCUUAAAAAGUUGGGAGAGUGUCUACUUGGUUUGAAUCUCCAACAUUGCUCCAUUAGUUGCAGUUCAGUCGAGCUUCUCGUGGAGGACUUGUGGAGGUGUGAUAUUUUCUCCUAAACUGAGAAAGGGCACGAGGAAAGGAAAUGCAUCGACGGAUAUUCAAAAGCUAUAUUGGUUCAUUCAGCCUGGCAAUUACAGAAGCAAACACGAGUG